Messenger RNA from Drosophila novamexicana, 348 nucleotides. Its product is annotated as larval cuticle protein 65Ag1-like. Gene Ontology annotation, molecular function: structural constituent of chitin-based larval cuticle. Gene Ontology annotation, cellular component: chitin-based extracellular matrix. The record is from RefSeq and is a predicted model, not a curated record. NCBI's taxonomy places the organism in Eukaryota, Metazoa, Arthropoda, Insecta, Diptera, Drosophilidae. The transcript has 2 exons. Bases 31 to 348 code for a protein of 105 amino acids.
ACCUCAAACGCGCAACACAAAAACCUAAAAAUGAAAUUCCUGAUCGUCUUCGUUGCGCUCUUCGCCGUCGCCCUGGCCGCACCCGCUGAUUCUGAUGCACAAACUCUGCGCAGCGAAGCCGAUGUUGGACCCGAAUCAUUCAACUACGAAUUCGAGACAUCCAAUGGCAUUAAGGAAAAUGCAGCAGGUCAGCUGAAGAACAUUGGCUCAGAAAAUGAGGCUAUUUCCGUCCAGGGCUCAUACUCCUUCGUUGCCGAUGAUGGUCAGACCUACCUGGUCAACUACGUCGCCGAUGAGAACGGUUUCCAGCCCCAGGGCGCUCAUCUGCCCGUCGCCCCCGUUGCCUAA